UGUGUGUGUGUGUGCGUGUGCAUGUGUUAGUGAGUAUGUAUGUGUGUGCGUUAGAGUGUAGAGUGUGUAUGUGACCUGCGUGUGUGUGUGUGUGUGUGUGUGUGUGUGAGUGAGUGUGUGUGUGAUGGCGCUGCGUGAGUCUGCGUUCCCCAGCGUGUGUGUGUCCGGUCUCCAUGCCGUCUCCUGGGCCCUCGUCUUCCCCAGCUUCUGGUUUCUGGAUCGACUCAUAGCCAAUGUCAAAUCCACCACACGCGAGAGGGAAGCCAGACGCGAUCAGGAGUGCUACUACAGACCACUACAGGUCCUGUUCGGCUCUCUCCUCUUCCUCGUCCUCUUCCUGAUCUGGGCGCCCCUCGGCCUGCUGGGGUUUCUGCUGUGGGCUCCUCUGCAGGCGGCGCGUCGUCCCUUCGUCUACCAGCAGGGGGCGCCCCGCCUGAGCGUGUGUGAGGAGCGUAACGCGUCGUGGCGUAGCGAGGGCCGUCUCAGCCUGUCCUUCGCCUCCGCUAACCUCUGCCUGCUGCCAGACAGCCUGGCACGAUUCAACAACCUGCAGGACACACAGUGGCGUGCGGCGACCAUCGGGGGCAGUAUAGUGCAGGCGGCGUCGCGAGCUGACAUCCAGAUCCUGGUCCAAGCCCCCUCCCCCUCCCCUGACUCCUCCCCCUCCUCCUGCAGCGGCUUGCUGGCCCACAAUGCACCUGGAGGAGGAGGUGCUGGACACGCCUCUUACGGCGCCACGGUGACGCAGGCCACACCCAUCGCCACCCCCACAUCACCACAGCCAGCCAAUGAGGUGACGCCUGACACUCAGCCAGCCAAUGAGGUGACGCCUGACACUCAGCCAGCCAAUGAGGAGACGCCUGACACUCAGCCAGCCAAUGAUGUGAGGGCUGAGGCACAGGAGGCUCCACAGCCAGCCAAUGAGGACGCAGCAGCCGCUCCGUUCCCUCACGGGGGGGGGAGGAACUCCGUGGCGCCCCAACCCCCCCACCACCCCUCCUCUCCCGUUGCCAAUAGCAACCCUGUUGUCGGUGUCGGUGGUGAGGGGAUGGUGUCGCUGGAUCUGGAGGGGGCGUGUCAUUCGGCGGGUGAGGCGCCGCCUGUCUCGUUGUCCUCCAUGUUCCCCGUGGGGCUGGACUUCCUGUGUCUGCAGGAAGUGUUCGACAGGCGUGCGGCGCGGCGCAUGUGCAGCGCUCUGGCGCCCCUCUAUGGCCACGUGCUGUAUGACGUGGGGGGGUACGCAUGCCAACCGCCCGGCAGCUGCUCGGCGUUCAAGUUCUUCAACAGUGGUCUGCUUCUGGCCUCGAGACACCCCCUGCUGGCCGCUGAGUAUAACUGCUUCCCAAACGCACGCGGAGAAGACGCACUAGCAGCCAAAGGACUACUCUGCACCAAGGUGCUCCUCAGCCUUCCAGAGCAGGGGGAACAAAGGAUUGUGGGAUACCUCAACUGCACACACCUCCACGCCCCUGAAGGUGAUGGUGCUAUUCGGUAUGAGCAGCUCAACAUGGUGUGUGAGUGGAUUUCGGAGUUCCAGUCCAAACACUCGGAGGAGGGCGAGACGGUGGCAUUCGACAUCUUGUGUGGAGACCUUAACUUCGAUAACACCUCGCCAGAUGAUGACUUGGAGCAGAGUCAUGGCGUGUUUGAUCGCUACUGUGACCCCUGCAGAGCAGGACCUGGUCAGGAGAAACCAGGAGUCAUAGGUACCCUUCUGGAGCAGCCCAGUCUGUAUGAUGAGGAGGUCAACACACCAGACAACCUACAGAGGGCUCUAGAGGACGAGGCGUUGAGGUGUGUGUAUCUCAGCCCCCCAUUGGCUAAAGGAGGUAAGCCCCUCCCACAACAUGGCGGAAUCGGACGACGGAUCGACUACCUGAUGUACCGGAACACCGCCACACACACGGAGGUGGAGGAGGUGAGCUACAUCACCCAGCUGGCUGCCAUGACGGAUCACCUUCCAGUUGGACUGCGACUCAACAUUACACUACCCACAUGACACACACACACACACACACACAUUACACUACACUACCCACAUGACACACACACACACACACACACACACACAAUACACUACCCACAUGACACACACACACACACACA
Messenger RNA from Engraulis encrasicolus (European anchovy), 2106 nucleotides. RefSeq names its product sphingomyelin phosphodiesterase 5 (gene smpd5). The coding region runs from base 125 to 1999 and encodes 624 amino acids. NCBI's taxonomy places the organism in Eukaryota, Metazoa, Chordata, Actinopteri, Clupeiformes, Engraulidae. Gene Ontology annotation, molecular function: sphingomyelin phosphodiesterase activity. The record is from RefSeq and is a predicted model, not a curated record. Gene Ontology annotation, biological process: sphingomyelin metabolic process. The transcript has 11 exons. Gene Ontology annotation, cellular component: cytoplasm; extracellular region.